GAGACGAGAGACCAGCGGUACCAUAUAGAGUAUACGUUCCAGGAGCGAAAGACGAGUCAGCGACGUCGCGGGUGUAGAGUUACUGAAUAACAAACACAAACUACCGAUAAAUUGUAGUGGGCCCUAAAAGAUAUUCAAUAAUUUCGAGUGACAUUCGCCACAAAUCAAUCGAUCGUUCGAUUUAAAACCUGAUUUGUAGAGUUUCGGAUCUGCAAGUGUGUGUUUUGUUGUGUGCCUGUAAGCCAUGGGUUCUGGGCGAGCGAGCGAGAUAGAGCGAGUACAUUGAUUUGAUUCGAAUUCAAUUACAAAAUUCAUUGAGUGUCAAUUACAACCGCAAAGCGAACCUCACGCAAAAAUCAGAGGAGGAGAUUCCGAGAUCGAGAGAUCAAUUCGAGAUCCAGAUUCACAUCCAGAGCCAUAAAUCAUGCCUGCGACAUUGAUGUUGCUGCCGUGCAUGUUGCUGUUGCUGCUGACCGCCGUUGCCGUUGCUGUCGGCGGCACGCGACUGCCGCUGGAGGUGUUCGAGAUCACGCCGACCACAUCCACGGCGGACAAGCACAAGAGCCUGGAGUACACCGUCUACGAUGCCAAAGAUAUUUCAGCAGCGGCAGUCACAGCAGCAACUAGUACAGUGAAGCCCGCUGUCGCUGAACAACUGACCGUUGUGAGCAUUUCCUCCGCGGCGCUCGAAGAGAAGGAGAAGGACCUCGCCGAAUCGCGGCGACAUGCGCGACAAAUGUUGCAGAAACAGCAGCAACAUCGCAGCAGCAGCAGUAGCAACAUCAUCGGCAAACACGGCGCCGAACGGGAUCUGCGCAUCCUUUACCAAGUGGGGGACUCUGAGGAUGAUUUGCCCAUCUGUGCCCCGAAUGCGGUCUGUUCCAAGAUCGAUCUGUACGAAACUCCCUGGAUUGAGCGCCAGUGUCGCUGUCCCGAAUCGAAUCGCAUGCCCAACAAUGUGAUCAUCCAUCAUCACGGUCAUCCGUCGGGAUCUUCAGAUUCUCCGAAGUACAGGAACUACUACGAAAGGGAGAAGAUGAUGCAGCACAAGCGAAUGCUUUUGGGUGAAUUCCAGGAUAAGAAAUUCGAGAGUCUGCACAUGAAGAAGCUAAUGCAGAAAUUGGGCGCCGUCUACGAGGAUGAUUUGGAUCGUCUGGAUCAAUCGCCGGAUUAUAAUGAUGCCCUGCCAUAUGCGGAGGUGCAGGAUAAUGAAUUUCCACGCGGAUCGGCGCACAUGCGACACUCGGGACAUCGGGGAUUGAAGGAGUCGCCGAACACAUUCAUUGGCGGCUGUCCCAGUAGUUUGGGCGUGGAAGAUGGUCACACUAUUGCCGAUAAGACCAGACACUAUAAAAUGUGCCAGCCGGUGCAUAAGUUGCCAGUUUGCAAGCAUUUUCGGGACUACACUUGGACUUUGACAACGGCAGCCGAGUUAAAUGUGACGGAGCAGAUAGUCCACUGUCGGUGUCCCCGGAACUCGGUGACCUAUCUCACCAAGAGGGAACCUAUCGGCAAUGGUAGUCCAGGCUACAGAUAUCUUUUCGCCUGCUCUCCUCUGACGCGCCUUCGCUGUCAGCGGAAGCAACCGUGCAAAUUAUUCACGGUGCGAAAGCGUCAGGAGUUCCUCGACGAGGUCAACAUCAACUCGCUGUGCCAGUGCCCCAAAGGUCACCGAUGUCCCAGUCAUCACACGCAGUCCGGCGUGAUAGCCGGCGAGAGUUUUCUGGAGGACAACAUACAGACAUAUUCCGGUUACUGCAUGGCCAACGACUGAGGGGCCUCUUCACCACCACGGGGAUCAUUCCACACAUCAACACAAAACACUAAAAACACUUUGUAAAGGAGGAUUGAGAAUGAGCGGAGGAGCAGCUACUAUAUUAGAUAUCGACUGAGCCAAUUGAGUCUCGCCAAGUUACCAACUAAUGAGAAGGGAAAAACGAACAAAUACAAGCUUAGAACUUAAAGUGCACUUCCACACACACACACACAAAUCAUUUUCAAGUUUUAAAAAGGAGCGUGUUUCUUUUGCUACCAAAUUUUGGUCAUAAAACGUAUGAUAUAAAUAUUUAAUUAGUUUUAAGCAUCGAUAUGUGCGCAGUUUGUUAUACAAAUAAUUUGUAAUGAAUAUUUAUGAAAACAAGAGCAAAACCUGCAACGAAGGAGGGCCAGACCUUCCCUUAUGUAAUAUAGCAACAAACUAUACUCGUAAUCUAACCCGCAUAAAUUGUAUAUAUUUUAAUAUAUGUAUAACUAAAAAAAAAAAAAAAAAACAGUUUCAGUUAUAA
This is a messenger RNA of Drosophila takahashii, 2285 nucleotides long. It is a transcript of the gene aos, whose product is annotated as protein argos. NCBI's taxonomy places the organism in Eukaryota, Metazoa, Arthropoda, Insecta, Diptera, Drosophilidae. The record is from RefSeq and is a predicted model, not a curated record.